Lacerta agilis (Sand lizard) is the source of this 1988-nucleotide messenger RNA. RefSeq names its product lamin-L(III)-like. The record is from RefSeq and is a predicted model, not a curated record. NCBI's taxonomy places the organism in Eukaryota, Metazoa, Chordata, Lepidosauria, Squamata, Lacertidae. Bases 151 to 1884 code for a protein of 577 amino acids. The transcript has 11 exons.
ACCUUUAUUUACCCCACGCCCUUCCUGCAAAGCAAGGGGGCUUAUAUAUAGCCCUGGCCGGAUUCUUUUUCCUCUGCUCAACGCCGGGAGAGGAGCGCUUCCGCCGCCGCUUGCAAGAGUGCGCGGCUGGGGGUGGUCCCUGCAGCUACGAUGGAUUCCCCGGACAGCGGCCUGGGCCACGACAGCAUCUUUCCCCCGCUCACGCCCGGCCCGCGGAGCCGCCUGCAGCAGCAGAGGCAGGAGCUGCGACAGCUCAAUGACCGCCUAGCCGUCUACAUCGAGCGCGUCCGCGGCCUGGAAGCCACCAAGACGGCGCUGCAGCUCCGCCUGUCCGAUUGCGAGGAGGGCAGUAGCCGCGAGGUGGGCGUCGCACGGAGGGCGUACGAGAGCGAGCUGGCCGCGGUGCGCGAGGAGCUCCGCGGGCAAGUCCUGCAGCGCGCUGCUCUGCAGGUCGAGCUGGAGACCCUGCGCGAAGGGCACAGGCAGCUGCUCGCCAGGAGUUCUAAAAAUGAGGAUGAUUUAAGCCUGGCAGUCGCUCGUGUGAAGGACCUCGAUGCUCAGCUCCACUGCAAAGAGGCCGAAUUGACGACAUCCUUGAGUAGACAGCACAGCCUGCAGAACCACCUUCAAGAGUCAGAGCAUGAAAUCAGCUCUCUCAAGGUAAUGGUGUGUGAUUCAAAAAGCCAUCUUCAAAAUGAGAUGUUGAAUAGAACAGAUACAGAAAACCAAAUGGAAUCCCUGAAGAAACAAGUGACAUUUCUGAAGAACCUCCAUGAAGAUGAGCUAAAGAACAAGAAGCAGAUCUACGAGAGCAGGAUUCAAGAAAUACAGUCUCACCAUCACCAGGAAUUGGAGAGUACGCUGUUGAAUGCUCUCAGAGAGCUCAGAAAGGAACACGAACAACAGAUUUGGGUGUAUAAAGAUCAGAUGCAGCAAAACUUGGGUGCCAAGGUGGAAAACAUUCAGCUUUCUGCGGCAAGGAGUAGUGAGAUUGCCAGUUGUACUCAGGAGGAGCUCAGAGAAGCAAAACUGAGAGUGGAUUCUCUGCUGUCACAGAUUGCUACGUUGGAAGCUAGGAAUGGAGAUUUGGAGGCCGGAAUAAGGACAUUGGAGAACGCCAUUCUCCACGAACAAGGCUCAUCGAAGAAAUGCCUAGCUGAAAAGGACAGGGAGAUGUCCAAAAUGCAGAAGCAUAUAGAGGAGCAGCAGGAAGAGUAUGUGAAACAGCUGGAUGUGAAGCUCGGACUGGAUCUGGAGAUCAGUACAUACCGGGCAAUGAUAGAAGGAGAGGAAGAACGGUUAAGAGUGCCCAGGCCCGGCUCGGAAAGUGUUGGCACACUUGCAACCACCAGUCUGGGCAGCCCCCUCCUCCCGCGAAGGAGAAGAAAGAAGCGGGCACUUCCAGAACGCCAAGUCCACAGCGUUUGCGUAAAAAUGGUCCAGCAUGCAACAUCCUCAGGAAGUAUUUCCAUAGAAGAGAUCGACAAAGAAGGACAAUUGGUCAAAAUCAGAAACAAUUCUGAUCAGGAGCAGUCACUAAGUGGGUGGAAAGCAAGGAGGCAGCAUGGAAACCAGUCUGACAUAAUGUACGAGUUCCCUGCUCGAUGCGCCCUUGGGGCUGGUAAAGUACUUACAAUCUUGGGUGUGACAGAAAGUUCAAGCCCAGCUCCUGGUAUGCUUGUCUGGAAAUCCCCCAAGUCAAUGAGAGGUGGAGAGAGCAUUAGGAUUGUACUCCUUGACUCUGCUGGAAACCAAAUGGCAGAAGGAAAGCUCACUUGCGUAGAUAGAGGAGAAGGUGAUGGAGAAAUGGAGGUGGCUGCUGGGGAAGAAGGAAUGGAGCGUCAUACUCAGCAAAUAGAAAGUCGGACCUGUUUCAUAAUAUAGCCAAGAGAAGAUGGUGAGCAUCUGUGGAAGCUUCCUCCAACCAAAAUGCUGCUCUUUGUAUAUGAAAGUGACAACCUGCAGAAAGACAACCUCCGUUCAGCGUA